AUGACUAAAGAAGUGUUGAGUAGUAACACAGCCGUCCCACCGCCGCCGUGGGCGAAAUUGCAUGGAUGCCACAGUCCCGAAAAGACUGUUAUUGUUUACCAAAACGCAAAAGGAACCGGUGAGGCCGCUGUGGAGGAAUUACUCGCACGGGCUCGUAUUGUUGUACCGGCAUUAAUGAAUUAUCUCUUUUUUAGCUCCGCACAUGUUGCCGUAUUAUAUUUGGGAAAGAAUAUGAUAGGCACAAAGAAGUUGGGAGUUGAAGAAGGUGCGGUGGAUAUGAAGAUUCGCAUGAUUCGGUACUUAACAACAGAGAUGUGGCCACCGCUUCUUCGCACAGAUGCACCGGAUGAGUCUUACAUUGCGGAUAUUUUACACUCUGACUGUGGUGAAAGUUUCUUUGAUGAAUUAUUAACAGAUGGUAUGGAUUUACAUCGUAAUAGUGAACUAGGGACUACAGAGGAUGGGAGUAAAGAAGUAAAGAUAUGUCGUAAUAGUAAUAAUAGUCCAACCGUUCAGCGAAGUUCAUCCGUAAAUAUAUUGAAACAAUUUAUUUUUGAUAGCAAGAUGGAAGUAUUAGUCUACCUUAAAAAUGGCAUUAGAAAAACUAAAUAUUUAAAACUUAUUCUUCGUAAUACCAUGCAUCGCCUACAUUUUGAUGUGAUAGAUCCUAAAGAUGAGAAACACCGCUGGGAGGAGCGAAAGUUAUUUACACGUAUACUUGAUAACUUGGAAACACGCAAAGGUAUUCCAAGUUUUGAGGCUUAUGAGGGUUUUUUCCGAGAGGCGUGUACCAUGACCGCACGAUUACCCAUUCAUCACGCAUUAUUAGAUCAACGUUUGACUAUAUGUAUUCAUCCAAGAGAAGGAAUAGAAACAAAGGAAGAAGAAAAAGAAGAAGAGGAAAAGGAAGAGGAAGAAAAAGAAGAAAAUAGAGAGAAGAACUGUAGCAAAGGUGUGGAAGGGGAAUCUCGCUAUUAUCCUUGGAUGAUACGCUUAUCAAGACCUGAAGGAUCCAUGUUGGAUUAUAAAAGUUAUAUCUUCGACACGGUGAGUGAGGUAAACUACAACUGUGUACGUUUUUUGUGUGGAUUUCUUAAUGCCUACAGAGAGGGAAAACUUCUUAUUGGUGUUCAUGAAAUUCCAAAACGAAAUGUUGAUGGUUCUACUCCACCUAUAGGAGAUGGGAAAAAUACUAUUGUACGUCAUGAUGACUUGGUAGAUCAGUAUGUAGUUGGUUUACAUAUCACACAAGAUGGAUUAAAGAAUAUUCAAGAAAGUCUUUCGAAGCAAUUAUUGGAUUGUGUACCACCUGUACCUCCUCAAACAGUUUGUAUGGAUGUUAUUCCAGUGAAAUUACCAUUAAAUUUUACGAGGUCUAAAGAAGUUGUGGUCUUCUUUGAUGAAGAUUCAAGUCCUUAUGGUGUUGCGAUUAAACAAAAGAUUUUUUCUGCCAUGCAUAAUCUUGUUUCUUUAGGUCUUUCAUUGGUUCAGGUGGAAAGUAAAAUAUUACGGGAAAAGUUUAGGUGUAGCGAAAGUAUGUAUGAUGAUGAUAGUUUUAAUAAAAGACUAGGUCUUUACGUUGUGGCACCUUUACAUUCUUCAGCAACACUUAAACAGGAAAAUUGGGAAGAAUCUCUUGCAAGAGCAUUUGAAAAUCAAAGAAAUCGUUGUUGGUAUCAAUGUGUGGAUGAUCCUGGUGAUGUUUCUAUUUCCUCUCUCAGUAUUAUCGAAAUAUCAAUUGACAUGAAGCGUAGUCCUUACAUACCGCUUCGAAUGUAUAAGGGUAAAUUUUUUAGUGGAUGGCCAUCAAUUCCUAUUUGGGAUAAUAAUACAAAAACUGUGAGACGUAUUGAACGUAAUCAUAAUAUUUUUCGUUAUUUCAUGACAACAUCCUCAUCAAUUAAUCCAUUUUCUCAGAAUGAAGAAAACAAUUUAGUAGCGUUUACAUUACCAGGAAAAUUUGCAGAACAAAAUGAGGCAUUAUUUAGACGUGCUGCUCAACAACUUCAACAAUCAUGGUUUACAGUACCACAAAUAGCGAGUUUGGUGCUUACUUUCUUAGGAGAUACUUUAGAUUGUCUUCGCUUUCGUCUUCUUCACUCUGUAUGUGAUAUGGUAUUUGAACGUCAACAAGGUACACAUUUACUACAAAUGUUACUUUCAACACCUUUGGGAAAUUCAGAUUUCAGUUGUUCAUGGUCUAUUCUCUCAUGGAUGCAAAAUGAAAUGCGAGCUGCAGAUAUUGCCCCUAUGCCAUUACUUCUCUGUCGAGUGUUUGAGAGUAUUGGUGCACUUCCCUCUCCUUUUCCUUAUGUGGCUGUACCACUAGCUCAACAAUCCUUUCGUGUUUCCAAGUAUCUUGUGCCUCUCUUUUACUUGCAGAGUUAUUAUGAUGGACUUAUGCGACCCUCUAUUGUAUUAGAUGUUCGUGAUGGUAUUGUGAAGAAAGUACGUUUGCAAAGUGGCAGUUUUGUUCUCUCUGCUGUGAUUGGUGUUGGCUUUGAACGCAUCACACGGCGUCAACUCAGUCAAUUUCUCUACCGUGAAAAUAUGAUCGCAGAUGAUCUCGCCUUCUGCAGUGAUGAGGCCGCCGCGUUAAGUAUUCCCAUGCAGGGAUUUCUCACACCAUCUCUGCGGUUUGCACACACGCAGGAAGACGGGGCAGAGCAGCCCCCACCUCUCACACUUAACCCAUCAGAGAACACUAACACUAAUAAUAAUAAUAACAAUAAGAACAAGAACACGCAAACCACAAGUCGUGAUGUGGAAAAACAAUUACCAUUACUGUAUUUUAAGUUUCUCACAGGUGAGAAUAUAGUAACAGAUGAUAGUUUAGAUUCAGAAGAACAUGGCGGUAAUGCUUUAAUGACAGCAGGAACACAAAAUACUCAUAAAAUGCCAUGGACCCUCUCUCAUAUACUCUCAUGGUUUAAUGUACUUUCAUCUGAUGAUCACGUGCAGCCAUUUGGUUACUGUGGACGUUCACUCUGUUAUCGUGUGGAAUCUCUUCAUGAUAUAUGUGUAGAACAUGUGGAGGGCAGUAAUGGAUUAUCGACUCGUAUACAAUUGGCAGAUUCUCCUCAGAAUUGUUUACUACACAAAAAAAUUGAAGAGUGGCAAUCUAUAUGA
Messenger RNA from Trypanosoma theileri, 3129 nucleotides. RefSeq names its product putative protein kinase. Lineage: Eukaryota; Euglenozoa; Kinetoplastea; Trypanosomatida; Trypanosomatidae. Bases 1 to 3129 code for a protein of 1042 amino acids. The transcript has a single exon. The record is from RefSeq and is a predicted model, not a curated record.